CAAAACAAAACAGCUCUCUUGCCCACUUGGAACUCACUUAUGACAGCUGCUGAAAAAAAAAAAACAGGAAGUGAUUGGAAUGCUUUUACAGCUUCUCUGGACUGGGCUGCUUUACCGCCUGUCUCCUGAAAGCCGCUGGGCAAGGGGGAACCCAAUAUGGCAUCUUGCAUGAGAAGCUUGUUUUCUGACCACAGCAGAUACGUUGAAUCUUUCCGGAGGUUUCUAAACAAUUCCACGGAACACCAGUGCAUGCAGGAAUUCGUGGACAAGAAGCUGCCAGGCAUAAUAGCAAGGAUUGGUGAAACAAAAGCAGAAAUUAAGAUUCUGAGCAUAGGCGGAGGUGCAGGUGAAAUUGACCUUCAGAUUCUCUCCAAGGUCCAGGCUCAAUACCCAGGCAUCUGUAUCAACAAUGAAGUUGUUGAGCCAAGUGCUGAGCAAAUUGUCAAGUACAAAGAGCGUGUAGCCAAGACAUCAAACAUGGAGAAGGUAAAAUUUGCUUGGCACGAGGAGACGUCAUCUGAAUAUCAAAAGCGAAUGCUGCAAGAAGAACCUCAAAAGUGGGACUUUAUUCAUAUGAUUCAGAUGCUGUAUUAUGUAAAGGAUAUCCCAGCUACCCUGAGAUUCUUCCAUGGUCUCUUAGCUGCCAAUGCUAAGAUUCUCAUUAUUCUUGUGUCGGGAACUAGUGGCUGGGACAAGCUAUGGAAAAAGUAUGGAUCCCGUCUACCCAGGGAUGACCUCUGCCAGUAUGUCACUUCCUCUGAUCUCACUCAGAUCCUGGACGACCUGGGGAUUAAGUAUGAGUGUUAUGAUCUUUUGUCCACCAUGGACAUAACAGACUGCUUUGUUGAUGGCAAUGAAAAUGGAGACCUGCUUUGGGAUUUUUUGACAGAGACCUGUAACUUUAACAAAACAGCACCACCGGAUCUUAGAGCAGAAAUUAUGAAGGAUCUUCAAGAGCCUGAAUUUAGUGUUAAGAAAGAGGGGAAGGUACUUUUUAACAAUAAUCUAAGUUUUAUAGUGGUUGAAGCGUAACUAUAAGUCAUGAAUGUCCAGAAUUUAUAUUUUGAUCAAUUGUUUAUUACAUAUUGAUUUACUUAUCAAACACAUAUUUACAUACUACAGUUAAAAAUUAAUCUUAUAAUAAGGAUAUAUUCUCAUUUCUUAUAAAUGAAAUCUAUAAAUUUCCAAGACAUUCUUGGGCUUCCACCAGAAUCAUGUGGGCUACUUCCAGUUAUAGCUUGUCCAGUUAGAGUAAACACUACCUAACUGGAAACAUAUGGCUUGAGUUUCAUCGACUUACUGAUAAUAAAAUCUUUUCCAUUUUUUUAUUGUACUGGAAAUUCUUAGAAUAGAGAUAAAAUAUAUGCCAUCUAUAUUUUGAAUAACAGAAAAGUGACAUUUAUUGAUUCUAUCAUCACAAAAAGUAAAUGUAGUUCUACUUGUAAAGAAGUGUUUGUCUUUCUACUUUUCCUGUGAUAGUUUCUAUCAUACUUUUUAUUGGUGACAUAAUAAAAUUAGAGGCUGGUGGGAUGGUUGUUUCAGAGGACCUGGGUUCACUUUUCUGCAUGCGUGUCCUAUACCUCACAGCCAACUGUGAUGCCCGCUUUAGAAAAUCCGAUGCCAUAGUCUGGAGGCAUCAACACUUAUGUGAGCAUAUCCCUCCCACACACAUAAGAAUAAAAUAAAUCUUUAAAAAAUGACUACAAAA
Molecule: messenger RNA, 1708 nt
Organism: Mesocricetus auratus (golden hamster)
Lineage: Eukaryota; Metazoa; Chordata; Mammalia; Rodentia; Cricetidae
Gene: Hnmt
Product: histamine N-methyltransferase
Exons: 7
Coding region: 157-1032 (291 amino acids)
Molecular function (GO): N-methyltransferase activity
Source: RefSeq, a predicted model, not a curated record